GUUGCAGUAGCCAUAUUGGCAUGGGGGAUAGAUGACAAUUUCGCCUCAGCCGAAGAGCUACAUUUUUGUUAUUUUUGAUACUUUUUCAAGGGUGUAUUCGAACUGAAACGAAAGGAGAUCGAAAUAUCAUCCCAAUCUGGCCCAGGUCGAUCCCGUGGAGGGCGUUGAAAGAGAUGAGCAACAACUUAAACAAGAGGGCCCCAACCACAGCAACACAGAGAUUAAAACAGGAUUACCUGCGAAUCAAGAAAGAUCCGGUCCCCUACAUCUGUGCAGAACCGCUCCCAUCAAACAUUUUGGAAUGGCAUUAUCUAGUUCGUGGCCCUGAGAAGACUCCAUAUGAGGGUGGAUAUUAUCAUGGCAAACUCAUUUUCCCACGGGAAUUCCCCUUCAAACCCCCGAGCAUAUACAUGAUCACACCCAACGGCAGAUUUAAAUGUAACACCAGGUUAUGUCUUUCCAUCACAGAUUUUCACCCCGACACAUGGAACCCUGCAUGGUCUGUAUCCACCAUUUUAAACGGUCUCCUGAGCUUCAUGGUUGAAAAAGGCCCAACCCUCGGCAGUAUCGAGACCUCUGACUUCACAAAAAGACAGCUGGCCUCCCAGAGCCUUGCAUUCAACAUCAAGGACAAAGUCUUUUGCGAACUGUUUCCAGAUGUUGUUGAAGAAAUCAAGCUGAAGCAGCGUAUGCAAGAGGAGCUCCGGACCCGUUCUCAAUCUCUGCCUCUCCCCGACGUGGUGCCAGAUGGUGAAGCCCACCAUGCACAAAAUGGGCAUCUGCCCCUGAACGGGCAUCUGCCUCCAGGGGCGGCCCACCCACCUGACCUCCACCAGGUCAACCGAAACCAUGGACUCCUGGGUGGAGCGCUCGCCAACUUGUUUGUCAUCGUAGGCUUCGCCGCCUUCGCCUACACGGUUAAAUACGUUCUGCGGAGCAUCGCGCAGGAGUGAAUCGCCCAAUGAGAAAUUAUGCCGGGAGGGAUGAAGGGGUGGAGCUGUUCUUACGAUCAAAAUAGGUAGCGAGAAAUCAAAAGGUUUUCUUACAACCAAAUAAAACGAAGCAGUCCCGUAUACAAAAUUGAGAGCUCUGUGAUUUCCUCCUUAGUGGUGAGAACCACUCAAAGGUCAAGUUCACUUGAAUUGAUGGCUUUGUUAAUAUGUAAGGAAAUUUAAAAAUGCACAUUUUCUACAUUACCCUAUUCCCAAAGGACCCAAGCCCAUGUGUGACCGUGCAAUGAUCAUCCGAAUUGGCUUUUUAAGGCCUCUUUGUUUAAAUCAACAUCUGUUUUUGCAUUUCUUGUUGAUCUGAAGAUUUUAAAAUCUGCACAUGGGACGCUGAGCUGUUUUUAUGUGGAAGAUUAAAAGACAAAAUUGUAGUCCAAUCAUUCCUCAAAAAUAACACCAUUUACUGUGUCUGAGAACACAAACCAUUUUAUGUAAUGGAAAUGGCUCGACUGUACACAUGCUUUACCUAUGGAAAUGUAUUCUUAAAUUAAUUUGUGCUUGCUUGCGCUACACCAUAACAACCAGUUAGGACAGGAAAGCGGCGGCGUGAAAUUAAUUACUUGUCAUUCAUUUUGUGUGUCUGUGAUGCGGCGCUCCAAGUGUACAUUAACUUUAAUUAUCUUUCAGAGGGGUCACUGUCGGCCAGAAGAAAAAAACAUUAUCAACUCUUUUUCAGGCCAUGUAACACUAUAAUUUAUGUUUUUGUGCAAUAUGUAGGAUUGUCAACUUGGCUUUCACGAUACACAGCACUUCACUUUUUUUAAGGGUUGUGAUUUAUGCAAUAAUUUUCAAUAAAUUAAAAUAAAUAUCCAUUUAAUUUUUCUUAAAGGUCAGAGAAUAUGCAUUUAAGUGCAUUAAAAAUUUUACCAUUUCCUUUUGUACUGUAAAAAGAGGAUGUGUUCUGUAGAAAAAGUGAAUUACUUCCUCAAAAUCAGUGAAUUGCACAAAUAAUUGAUUCGAACAAAAGUUAAAGCCUUGUUUGCUGAGACCUACAUGCACUGCAGAACAUCUCUUUCUGGGUUGGAACAGUCGUAUCAACUUUUACACUGAUUCGGCGUGAAUAUUGAAUGUUCUGGUCAUUUGACAACUUUCCCCCUCAAUUGAAGUGUUUUGUCCCAAAUAAUAGAACUUUUGGCACCUCCAUGACAAUGUUGAUCGAUAUCAGAGAUGGUCAUGUUGUGUUUACAUUUUGAAUAAACAAUAUUCUGUUAAAGAAA
Messenger RNA from Myxocyprinus asiaticus (Chinese sucker), 2224 nucleotides. RefSeq names its product ubiquitin-conjugating enzyme E2 J2-like. The record is from RefSeq and is a predicted model, not a curated record. Bases 174 to 953 code for a protein of 259 amino acids. Lineage: Eukaryota; Metazoa; Chordata; Actinopteri; Cypriniformes; Catostomidae. The transcript is spliced from 7 exons.